CACACAACGACGAACAACGACAACGAUGACACACAUCUCCUUUGCCCGCAACCAAGACACGAACCACCAGGAGGGAGCAGGAUGGAAGCAAGGCAAGGAGGGCAGGCGGGAGACACGCCGCACACAACGACAGUAGAACAUGAGCCACGUUCUACUCGCUCCACCACCAACACCACAACGACAACAACGACGACGACGGGUGCAGUGGGAACCAUGGACGCGGCCAUUUCGCCUGGCGCACGCCACCAUCAUCAUCAUCAUCAACAGCACCAACAACAACAACACCAGGACACAACACCACCACCAACAACAACACCACCACCAAAGACAACAACAACAACAACGGCAACAAGGACAGCAUCCAAGGCACGACAGCACGCAGACGAAGAAGACACGGAGCAGGACGAGGCGGCGCACGACGCACAAGUCAUGGCAUCAAAGCCGGAGACGGCGCAUGAUCUCGCUGCGCUCGUGCGAUUCCUCCUGGCCGAGGUGCAGACAGAGCUGACGGAGCGAGAAGCCGAGCAAGCCAAGGCCAAGGCCAAGCAAAAAUCGCCCAACAAGCAAGCAAAGGCUGCGACAACAGCAACGACGAUGGUUGGCGGCUUCACAGCGGCCUGGCGCCGUGGUGCCAGCCCAGAGCGCACGGCAGAGAUUGACCACAACUUGAAGACGGCGGUGCUCAACACCAUCGCCGCCAUGCACAUUGUGGAUUGGGAGCUGCCACACAUUGCACGUCGUGCGCGCUCCUAUCGCGUCGGCGACUUUGCGCCUUACAACGGCUACCACGCCCUCAUGACCAUUCUCUCCAGCAUUCUUCUCGCCAUCAAGCGCGUGUUGGCGCAGUACCAAGAGUCGAGCAAGACCGCUGCGGAUAAAGUACAGCUGUCCGAAGCGCUGCAGGAGCACGGCGCUGUUGUGCUGCACGCAUACGUCAGGAUAUUUGGCAAGGGGGCGGAGCUGGCGCAGCACGCAGGAAACGAAGACAUCUUCUUCAAGACAACAGACGUUGCGUUUCAGGACCGGCUGAUGACGGAGCUUGAGUCUGCGGCGCGGGAAUGCUUCUUUGGCCGCCAUCUCGCCUUCUACCACCUCGCCCCAAUCAGGAGCUUCCUCCAGUCCAUUGCGCGAGCGCUCGUGUCGUACAGUCACGGAGCACAGUACACAACCAGCACUGGUGCCUUUGCAUCCUCCCUCGCGUCGUGGUUCCACUACAUGUACAAGUAUGUGUGCGUGUGUGGAUGGGUCAACGACGAGCUGCCGCUGCCCGUGUGCGAUUCGAUGAUUGAGACGACCAUUGGCGACAUCAGCCAGGCGCUGGACGACCUCGUCCUGCCAGAGGCGAUGCGGUCCGAUGCGCCGACAGCAGCGGCGGAGGACACAACCAUUUCUCACCACGUGCACGUGCUGCAGCAGCGGCAGCUCACACACAACAACGACGAGUCAGACGACUGGGUUGUUGUUGAUUCGCAGUCUCUGCCCACCCCGUUUGGAGAGCUGCAGCAGCACCACGACUUUCGCGACAUUGUGACACAAUGCGUUCCCUCCGACGAAUGGAUGCUCACCGCCACAACAGAGGAGGAGCACCCAGUCGUCAAGGUUCGCAUCCUCUCUGCACGCGCUCGAUUCGGACAGCUGUACGACGUCGACACGGGAGCAACGCGUGCACGCGGCGACGCAGCGAGCCCCUAUGUGAUCCUGCACUGCCACGGCGGCGGUUUCUGCGCGCAGUCACCAACCUCCCACGAGAUCUACCUGCGGCAGUGGGCGAAAUCUCUCGACUGCCCGAUCGUCUCCGUCGAUUACAGCCUCGCACCAGAGGCGCCGUACCCAAGGGCGGUGCAAGAGUGCUUCUACGUGUACCGGUGGCUGCUGGCGCACCCGGAGCACGUGGGCACAACUGCACAGCGCAUCUGUCUCGUCGGCGACAGUGCAGGGGGCAACCUCGUCCUCGCAGUCACCCUCAAGUGCUUGCUCGAGGGUGUGCGCCCGCCCUCAGCUGUCGUGUGUGUGUACCCGGCGCUGCAGAUGGAAUACGCGCUCUCGCCAUCCCGUCUCCUCUCCGCGCUCGACCCGCUCCUCCCAGAGGGCAUCCUGCGCGCGUGUAUGGAGGCGUACACGGGUGAGAAGUGCGAGGACUUCCGGACCACUGAUCCGCUCCUCAGCCCAAUGACAGCACCAGACCACCUCCUCAAAUGCCUCCCGCCCGUGCAUCUCAUUGCCGCCGGCUUGGAUCCACUGCUGGACGACAGCGUCGCGUUUGCCCUCCGCCUCAAGCGCUUGGGCGUCCCCUUCCACCUCAAAGUGUUUGAGAACAUGCCGCAUGGGUUCCUGAACUUCCCGCGCACCAACCCGCACGUGGACAAGGCGUUCCACCACUGUCUGGACCAACUCCGCGCCGUCAUCACGGGCGUCAUCGACCUCUCAUAAGCGGGGCACACGUGUGUUUGUGUAUGUUUGUGUAUGUGUGCGUAUGUGUGUAUGCGACGAUGGAUUGCAAUGUACUCGUGCGUCGCGUGUCGUGGGCGUGCGUGUAAUGGAUAUGGAUAACGAGGAAGGGUGGAAGCGAAGAUGCAAACAGAGAAGGGGGACGAGGGCGUGACGUGACACAUCAAGGAACCAAUAAACGAUUGAAGCCUGAAG
Messenger RNA from Salpingoeca rosetta, 2643 nucleotides. RefSeq lists its product as uncharacterized. The record is from RefSeq and is a predicted model, not a curated record. Lineage: Eukaryota; Choanoflagellata; Craspedida; Salpingoecidae. Gene Ontology annotation, cellular component: cytosol. The transcript has 14 exons. Bases 82 to 2430 code for a protein of 782 amino acids. Gene Ontology annotation, molecular function: triacylglycerol lipase activity; sterol ester esterase activity. Gene Ontology annotation, biological process: triglyceride catabolic process; cholesterol metabolic process.